UCUCAUGUGGGGCAGGUUGCACAUGUCUUACCUCGCCCAGCCAAUUACGGGUGCGACGGGGGAAGUCGGUGUCGAACUUCCCCACCGCACUCCGCGCUCCGCCAAUCCUUCCGCCUCCGCCGAGCCCCGCGAGCCCUCAGGAACCGUCUCUGACUAUUUCCCCUCUCCCCGCGACCACUCGUCUCCCGCGGACGUUGUUCCGCCGCUGCCUGGUCAGCUCCACCGCCACGAGUCCGCGCCGUCCGCGCUUUUCGCCUUCCCCUGGUCUGGCCCGCGCGGGUACCUCCGCCGCGACCGCGCGGACUUGCGCUGGCAGAAUCCCAGCUGGUGGGGCGCGCUGACCGCGCGCAUCCGCGGAACCGCAUUCGCGCGGGAUCUGGCGGAAAGGGAAGGGGUGGAAUUCGAGCAGGAGUUGGGAGCGGUGAAGAUGGGUGAGCCGUGGGACUGGCGGAAGGAAUUCGAGGAGGAAGAGAUUGCGUCGCAGCAAGUCGCGGGGGGAUCCGCGCUCCUGAAUCUCGGAUUAGGUGGACUCACUGGCGCAACCGGCGGCGGCGGAACCGGCGGGGCUAGCGGUCCCCCUGGGCCUCGGAAGACGUCGUGGAGGGAUUUGGCGGAAGCCUUGGCGGAAGCGUCGCGGAAUGUGCAGGAGGAGGUGCGCGAGUUCCGCAGCAGGGGGGGGGCGGCGGGGGACUUCUUCCGCGUGGGCAGCUGGCUUGCGCUCGCGGGGGCGGGCGGAGGAGAGGCGGACGAAUGGGUUAAGCGCGUUGGAUGCCAGGCCGCAGUGGUUGCAGUGCUGAAAGCGGCCAUGGAGCUCGUCACGCGCUCCGCCACCACCACAGCUCCCGCUUACUCCUCUGCUACAGCCGCUGCUACCUCUUCUGCUACAGCCGCUGCUACAGCCGCUGCUGCUGCUGCUACAGGCCCUCCCCCCCCUAGUAGGAGCAGCAGCUGCUGCAGCAGCAGCAGCUACAGCAGCAGCGGCGGCUGUAGCGAGGGGGACGAGGAGGAUGAGGGGGAGGAGGGGGCAGGGAGGGCAGGGAGGAUGCGCGGGGAAGGGGGGGAGGGCGGGGAGUGGGGGGGGUUUCGGGAGGGGGGGAGUGACGCGUCGACGUGGGUGCUGUUCAGCCUGGCGCGGCUGUGCGAGCCCCUGGAGAGCUUCCUGCGCUAUGAGCUGGCGCAGUAUAAGGCACAGCGCGACAGGGGGCAGAUGGGGGCUCAGACAGGGGGGCCGGUGGGGGGGGAGGCGGAUGGGGGCAUGGACGGGUGGUUCUGGGGGAGGGCGUACCCGGGGGCGUUUGAGGCGCUGCUGACCAUGCUGACUUUGCUGCACCGAUACGCCAUCACUGCCGCCAUCCAAGACGUGCAGCUCUCAGCCAAGGCCUCUGGGCUGGACGACGGGCUACCGCACCCCACCCAUGCCAGCACCGCUCUGCACUGCACUGCUGCUGCAAGCCUGGCAGCCCCCCGGUUGGCAGACUCUGACAUGGCACUGUUCCUGCUGCUGUUCCAGAUCGUUGGAGCAGUCAGAUCCUUUGCCCCUCCAGAGACUGUUGGCUGUGCUGCAUUCUCCGUGCUUUUAGAGGACCAGCUGCGCCAUCUCUUCGACCAUCUCUUAAGAGCAGCAGACAUCGAUGACGUGUACCGCCACGCCGUGCGGGCUGGGCUGCGCGCCGAGUUCCUCUCGCACUUCGGGCAGCGCGCUGGCGGGCACCUGAACGUUCGCGUGCUGCCCGGCGAGCGCCGGUUCUGGGUGCAACUGGUGGAGCGGCAGCUCCGGGCAGCUUUGGUGCGGGAGAAAGUUUUCAAGGACUGGGGGGGGAUGGAGGGGGAGGGGGAGGGGGGAGGAGAGGGGGAGAGGGUGAAGGCUGAGCUGGCAGUGUUUGGAUUCUUUGUGGCUCUUGGGCGGGCGACAAGGCAUUUCCUCCAAUCAGAAGGUGCCAGCGAGGCGGAUGAGGGGCUGGCGACUCUGCUGACUCAUUUCGAGGGCGCUAUCAUCUUCACCUUCCCCCAGCUCGACAACAUUUCCAAGUACCAAGGCCUGGUGGAGGUAUUAAGGGAGGAGCUCGCCUGGCUGCCUCUGCUCCCCCCGCUCUCCACCAAACGCCACGCCGACCUCGACCCCUCCUCCCUCUCCCCGCGCUCAGCGCAGCGGCAGCGGCACAGGCAGAGGCGGAGGAGGAGGCGGGCGGUGCUGGUGGGGAAGGAGGUGUGUGGGAUGUGGGCAAGGGAGUGGGAGAGACACUCGUGCUGGCUGCUGCAGCAGCCUGACUCGAGGGCUGCUGCUUUCAUGGCGCAGGGCAUGGUGCUGCUGGCGCGGUGCCUGGAGCCUUCAACGAAGCACCACAUAGAUGCAGAGGUGCCAGGCGUGCUGGUCUCCUCUUCCGACUCCGACUCUUCCAACGAGGGCGGAAGGCGUUUGGAAGGGUCGAGAGCGGUGGAGAUGGGCGAGAUGGAGGAGGUGGAGAGGGAGGCGAGGGAGAGGGAGGAGUCGAGGAGGCGGCUGCAGAAGGAGCUGAGGGGACUUAAAGCCAUGGAGAGAGAAGUGAAGGCGCUGGACCAGGAUCUCUUAUCUGUGGAUGAGAUCGUGGAAAGACUGAUGCGAGUGGUAGAGGCAGAGAGUGCAGGGCUUAGGGGGGAGGCUCACACUCACUCCCUUGCUCACUCACACUCACACACUCGUGCGCACUCACACUCGGCUGCUGGGAAGGCAGCCACGCUUACGGCAGGUGCAGAGAACACAGCAACAGCAAGGGAAGGGACAGGGGAAGGAGGAGCGGAGGGGGGUCAGGGAGAGAGUGCAGAGGGCGAGAGCGAAGGCGGAACGGGAGGGGGAGGAGGUGAAAGGGAAGGGGGUGGGACCAAGGGGGAAGGAGAGAGGAGGAUAGGGGGAAAGGGAGAGGAGGACAGGGGGAAAGGGAGAGGAGGACAGGGGAGAAGGCAUGUGUCACAUGCAGCAGCGGGAGGGGCUGCUAGUGAGCAGAGAGCAGCAGGGGGGGCGGGGGGCAGUGAGCGGCUGGCGUUGGUGCGGCUGGAGUGGGAGCGGCUGGUGCGACUCAGGGAGGAGAUCCGGGCGCUGGAGCGACGGCUGAAGAUGAAAGCAGCUGUUCAGGAGGAGAGGGUGCGAAAACAGCAGGAGGAGGUGGGCGAGAAGGUGAGCCGGCAGAGGAGGCAGGAAGCAGCAAGGGAGAUGGAGGAGAGGAUGCUGCAGCAGCAGCUCAGGCACCCGAGGAGCCACAGCAUGAGCUUCCUCGGAACCCUUCAAGACAUCUUCACCUUCUCCUCUCCGUCCUCCAACGCUCCCGACUCCACCACCAAUGCCACCGACGCCAACAACAGCACCACCGAUACUUCUGCUGCUAGUGCUUAUAACGAGCCUCCCUCUCCCCGCUACUCCUCCCUCCACAAGAGCCAAUCGUCUCACGACACGUCAGCACUCGCUGACUCUCCCUUCCCCUCAUACCUCACCUCGGCUUUCCUCUCUACAAACUCUCCCGCUCCUGUCGCCGCUGCUGCCCCUGUAGCCGCCCCUGCUGCCCGCUCCGGCCGCAGUUUUUUCUUCCAGCUGCCCGGGCGGGCUGCCCGAGAAGACUCGUCUCUUCUCUCUGGGACCGAGGGGGAGGAGGCGGAUGGGGAAGAGGAGAGGGAGGGUGAGAGAUCUGGAAAUGUGCUUAAAGCGAGGGUAGGCUUUGACACUAGCACAAGCAGGGGAGGGAACACAGGGGUAAGUAGUGUUGGGAGGGUAAGGGGAAGGGUGGAGCAGAUGCAGAGAGAUGUGAGUGCUACAGGAGAAGAGGGUAGUGCCAAUGGGUUGGGAAGGGGAAAGGAAGCAAGGCGAGCAGGAGGAGGCGUGCAGGCAAGGGGGGUGGAAUAUAGCGAUGAUGACUUCUCUCCCUUCCAAUCAUGCACGCCCACGUCAGCACAAGCAGCGGCUCCCACUGCUGCUGGUAGUAGCACCAGGGUUGGGGACGGGGCUGCUGAAAGGGCUGCAGAGGCACAGGCCCAAGGGCAGGCACAGGGGAAGGCGCAGGAGCAGAGGGUAGGGGGGCAGGGCAGCCAGCCAGAUGGCAACAGCUCGUGGGCGUUCAGGGAGGAAUUCUUCGACCGGCAGGGAUUGCCGGACCUAGCAGAGGCAGAGGCAGGGGAUGGGAGGUUCGGGCCGGCGCGCAUGGGAGGUCUUGGGGCGGAGGCAGCUCGGCUGCAGCAGCUGAAGGGGGAGCUGAGGGAACUGGAAGCGAGGCUGCUGGAGAGAGGAACAGGCGGGGUGGGGAUGGUGGGUGCUGCUGCUGCUGCUGCUGCUGCUGCUGCUGCUGGUGCUAGUGGUGCUGGUGCUGGUGCUGGUGCUAGUGGUGCUGGUGCUGGUGCUGGUGCUAGUGGUGCUGCUACUGCUGCGUCACCAGCCUCGCCCGAGCUUGGGCCUCGGACCCCCUCCCCCACGCGCCCUCCCAAGCCAGCUUCCAUCUUCGACCGUCUCUUUGAUACCUCCUCCUGGGCCCUCCCCUCCGCUGCCUCCUCCUCCUCCUCUGCUGCCGCUGCUGCUGCUGCUGAUACAGCCUCUGGGGCUGCUUCUGCUGCUGCUGCUGUUGCUAGUACCGCAGGUGGUGCCUCUGCUGGUGCGGUUGGUGCUGCUGGUGGUGAGGUGUUGAGCGUGGGAGGGGGGAGAGGGCCAGCGGACGGCAGCAGCAGCGGGGGGUUGGAGGAGUGGGAGGGGAGCGAUGUGACGAGCCGUGCAGGCGAGGGGGAGAGGCAAGAGAAGAGUGGGAUCGAGCAAUCGCUGGAGCACAUCCGCGAAGGGGGCGCGGACGCGUGGCGGGGCACGCAGCUACUCAGCACGGACGUGGCAACGGCUAUGAAGAUGCUGCAGCGGGCAGCGCUCGGGCAGCCGCUGACUGACCGGGAGGCGAAAGUUUUGAAGCGGACGCUGACUGAUGUGGCGUCUGUGAUUCCCAUUGGCAUCCUCAUGCUCAUCCCGAUGACGCCUGUGGGACAUGCAGCAGUUUUGGCAGCUAUCCAGAGAUACGCCCCCCACCUCUUCCCCAGCUCCUACAAUGAGGAUCGACUCGAUGCCGCCCGCCGCCUGGAGCAGGUGCGCUCCUUUGCUACGCUUCGCAACGCAGCAGCAGCCGCAGCAGCCACUGCCACCGCCUCCUCCUCUCCAUCCCCACUCAGUGCAGCGACACCUGGCAGCACCGGAUUGGCUGGGAUGAUAUCUGCUGCUGUUGCUGCUGGCACCGGUGUAGCUGGCACUGCGAGUAGGCCGUCGCACACCUUUCCUCCACUUUCUUCUGCCGCUGCUGCUGCAAUUUUGGCCCGAGCAGCGCAGAACGAAACUAUAGUUCGAGUGCCGAAACAACCUAAGGAAGUGGAGUCACCACCCAGCACACCAGCCAACGAGGAAGAGCUCAAUGAAGGGGAAGAGGGACAAGCUAUGAAGGUGAUGAAAAAGAACAUUGACACAGAGGCACAAGGUUAUAAUCAACAGCCCAAUUGAGUGAUUCCGGUUUUCAUUUUGUAGAAGCAGUUCAUUGACCAAAUUGGGAAGGCUCAUUUGGUGGCAAUGCAUCUGAACUUUAUAAGCUCAACCAUUUUGAGUGCUUGUGCUAUAAUCCUAUGCGU
Molecule: messenger RNA, 5613 nt
Organism: Closterium sp. NIES-67
Lineage: Eukaryota; Viridiplantae; Streptophyta; Zygnematophyceae; Desmidiales; Closteriaceae
Source: the annotation of a GenBank genome assembly